Molecule: messenger RNA, 633 nt
Organism: Trichomycterus rosablanca
Lineage: Eukaryota; Metazoa; Chordata; Actinopteri; Siluriformes; Trichomycteridae
Product: protein PML-like
Exons: 2
Coding region: 1-633 (210 amino acids)
Biological process (GO): DNA catabolic process
Cellular component (GO): cytoplasm
Molecular function (GO): nucleic acid binding; 3'-5'-DNA exonuclease activity
Source: RefSeq, a predicted model, not a curated record
AUGGAGGAAGAGCUGUGCACCUUGUUUGCAGGUGUUACUCAUCGCAAAGAUGAAGACAGGCUGGUGUUUUUUGAUCUGGAAACUACAGGACUUAACACCUCUUCAUGUGAUAUAUGCCAGCUGUCAGCUAUCUGUGGGAAGAGAGUCUUUAACGCCUACCUGUUUCCUCGCUGCCCCAUAGAUUACGGCGCCUCUAAAGUUACAGGCUUGACCACACAGGAUAAACAGCUGCUUCUACACGGACAACCAGUGGAAACUGUCCCAAUCAAAGAGGCUCUGAAGUCAUUCAUAUCAUUUCUUAGUACCGUCAAUAGGCCAAUCCUGGUGGGUCACAACUGUAAACGAUUUGACUGCCCUAUUCUGCUGCGAAUCCUGAGAGAGUUUGAUCUGCUGGAUAACUUCUUUGAUGUGGUGUCAGGUUUUCUGGACACACUGCUGCUCAGUAGAGAAAUGUUUUCUCUUCAGAAAUAUUCUCAGCCAUUUCUGGUCCAGCAUUUCCUUCACAAAACCUAUGGAGCUCACAAUGCUACCGAGGAUGUACGACUUUUACAGGAGCUCUUUACAGUCUGGAGGCCAAGCCCAAACCUGGUAAUCAGGCACACGUUUUACGAAAAAGGACCUAAACAUUUUUAA